Molecule: messenger RNA, 2036 nt
Organism: Amoebophrya sp. A25
Lineage: Eukaryota; Dinophyceae; Syndiniales; Amoebophryaceae
Source: the annotation of a GenBank genome assembly
CUGAUUUUUACAUAACGCCACAGGACGGAUGGGAUCAUCUGUUUCAAGUUGUAAAGCCAGUUGCACCGUGAUGGAAGCAUCAAUAUCUUCCAUUCUUCUUGUUUUGCUAUAGAUUCGUAAUUACUUCUUGUGCAUAUAAUAAUUCUAGUGGUUAUUUUCCACUUCUCUCACAUGAUCUACUUCAGAGAUCAGUGUAUCAAACACGUAGAAAACGACGACAUCCUCUUUGGACGACUCCCUCCAAACGACUUCUUCUUCUAAAAGACUGAAAUAAAAAUAUCUCCAAGAACAACAAGAUGGCAAAAAUUCCUGGUGAAGCGGAAGUGGCCGUAUUUGUCCUGAUCCAGAAAUGGUUUCUGGAACGGAGCCUGCCAAAAACGGGAGAAACUUGGAGAAAGGAGGUGGACAAGUUCUUCCUCGCACAGAUUGCCCAAGAUGUGGAAGGCGGACAGGAAAUGAUAGAGAAAGCGUUAGCUGACGACCAAAGUGGAGAUUUGAAAGCAUCACUCCUGCUCCCAUGGGACACUCUUGUCCCACUUAUGGUUGUGUCCUCUUCGGAGGAAGAAGAAGGGGCCGCUACCCCUAUGCCGACAUCAAACAAGCAAGAAUCCUCAACAACAUCUUCGAGUUCUUCAAGUGAAAAGAAGAAGAAGAACUCCUCAGAGGGGGAUGCAGCAACAGCAUCGACGUUGUUGAAGAAGAUCAUUGCUGUGAAAGAAGGGAACGUUGACGUUGUAUCGAAAGACGUCGACCAAGAAGAACUCGUGGUGAAAGAAGUGGCAGCCUUUGUGGCGGCGCUUAGCGGAGCAUCAGGAUCGGGGAAAGCGCACAAGGCAUGGAAAAAGGAGAGUCCGAAGGAUGCUAGUAGUAUAAAAACUGCCAUAUCUUCUGCUACACCUUCUACCUCGACGUCUGAAAAUAUACCCAGCUGCACAUCUUCUGAUGGCGCAUUGUCAACUCAGUCUCUCGUAAGAAAAAUGGAGAAAUUCAUCUCUACUUUGGAAGUAGUGGAGCAAACCACGUCGGCAUCAAGUCCGACUUCAUCGACUGCAUCUACCUACGCGUCCAGCACAACAUCAAAAGAGGAGGACGAGGAGCCAGAAUGGCAACCGAAGCCUGAGUUUGAAGUGAAAAAAGUGCCCAAAGCCGAAAGACCGAAAGUCUCCCACAUUGAGGUAUUUUCCUAUUUUUCAACUUGUUAGAUGACUUUUGACCUGUGAAAAAAACAGAAUUGGGAAUUUUUAACCUCAAUUCGAUCAUAUACAUAGAAGAGCAUUUAUUCGUCUUUCCUAGUGGUAGUACUUACACUAGUACCUGUGAAGAGCAUCUUCUUCUACUUACUUUUUACGCAUUUAGUAAAACUACACAUCAAUACAUCAUGAACAGUGCCGUGAGCAGAACCGAAGGCAGGACUGGGGGUCGUGGGCGAAGACCUUGGAAAACAAGGAUGAGCGCCUGAAGAACGGGUUUCUUCGCACUGGCGACAGUUGGGGGGACAAGGCUUUCGAAGUCAUGAGCAAAGUUAAGGGAAAAGCAUUCGUGAAAGAAAUGCAGAAGAAAAAGCGAGCUUCCUGGCGCGGAGGCGGUAACAUCGAUAUGGGGGUGAACUCCGUCAUGUUCUCGGAUUCGGAUUAGGGCAGUUGAAACCGACUCUGUUCAUUUUACCUCAACAUCAAGACGCAGGAAAGACCAGCUGCAGCACUUCUGAUUUUUCUGCAUCUUCAACUACUAAGUACUUGAUGCCAACCUUCGUAUAAUUUCGUGGAAAUGUCAAAAUGAACAAGAAGGAAAGCAAUUCUGCAUUUUAUUCAAACAAUCUUUAUCUCAUACAAGAAGAUGAAGAUGAUGUGAAUGUGAUAAAUCCACCUACUCGCUGCAGCAACGUCCGACCCAGAUUAUACCCAUAAUUCCCAUAAAAAUGCUUCGUAACGUAACACCAUUUAUUUUCGACUGAUGAGAUUUGGAAAUGAUUCUUGUUCCUUAAACAUGAUGGAGAUUCAAUGAAUUGCUUGGAACAGGCUGCUGCGUAAAGGUAU